Molecule: messenger RNA, 3883 nt
Organism: Dermochelys coriacea (leatherback sea turtle)
Lineage: Eukaryota; Metazoa; Chordata; Testudines; Dermochelyidae
Gene: ANTXR2
Product: ANTXR cell adhesion molecule 2
Exons: 17
Coding region: 567-2033 (488 amino acids)
Cellular component (GO): membrane
Molecular function (GO): signaling receptor activity
Source: RefSeq, a predicted model, not a curated record
CAGUCGCUCCCUCUCCCCACCCCUUUCAAAGAGACACCCCAGGAGGAGCUAGCUGGUUUUUUGUUUUGUUUUCUCUUCCUUUCUUCCGAGAUGAUCAGUGCCCGGGGAGAGGCGUCCCGAGCGAACGGAACCAGCGCUAAGGCACGAGUCACGUCCUGAGGAGUCCACAAAAGGCGGCUCCUGGCCAACCGCUCACCCCCGAAAAGUUUCAGCGCGGUUUGUCGUGGGGAGGCGCUUCGCUUUGACUCCGGCGUGGGGUCGCCAUUGCGGGAGUGUGUGGCCAGGAAACUUGCCGAGCGGAGGACGCGGGCAGCGCGGCGCACCCAGGGAGCCCGGCCUGCCAGCCCCCCGCCAGGGAGGGAAGAGGAGGAGCGCAGCAGCUGCCAGCUAGCGCCCCUUGGCUCGGGGCCGGAGGGGGGGGGGCACAGAGGGAUCCUGCCUCCUCCGGGAUCCGCCAGGAGUUUUCUGCAACUCCCUUUGUCCUCCGAGCGCCCCGCGCUGCCUGCAGCGGCCGGAGCCGGCUUCUCUGCUCGUUGCCGGGGCAGGCUGCGCCGAGGAGCGGGGCGAUGGUGCCGAGGGCGGGCAGGAUGCGGCCCCGCCGGGCGGCCCCGCGGCUGCUCUGGCUGCGGCGGCUGCUGCUGCUGCUGCUGCUGCCGGCGGUUCGAGCCCAGGACGAGCCUUCCUGCCACGGAGCCUUUGACUUGUACUUCGUGCUGGACAAAUCUGGGAGUGUAGCACAGAACUGGAUUGAGAUCUAUGAUUUUGUAAAACAACUCACAGACAGAUUUGUGAGCCCCCGGAUGAGAUUAUCCUUCAUAGUGUUUUCCACCCAAGCGCAAGCCAUUAUGCCAUUAACUGGAGACAGAAGCAUAAUCGAGAAAGGCCUUCAAAAUUUACGGAGUGUAAAGCCAGCUGGUGAUACAUACAUGCAUGAAGGAUUAAAACUAGCAAAUCAACAAAUUGAGGGUGCAGGAGGCUCAAAGUUCUCUAGUAUAAUAAUUGCUUUGACAGAUGGUAAAUUGGAUGGUCAGAUCCCCUUGUAUGCAGAAAAAGAGGCAAAUAAGGCCAGAAGUUUAGGGGCUAGAGUUUACUGUGUUGGGGUCCUUGAUUUUAAACAAGAACAACUUGAAAAAAUUGCUGAUACAAAAGAACAAGUCUUCCCUGUCACUGGAGGAUUCCAAGCGCUUAAAGGCAUCAUUAAUUCUAUACUGAAGCAGUCAUGCACAGAGAUUUUAUAUUUGGAACCAUCAAGCGUCUGCGUGGGAGAGGAGUUUCAGGUUGUCCUCAGAGGAAGUGGCUUCAUACUGGGCAGAAGACAAGAUAGUGUUACUUGCACCUACCAUGUCAAUGGCACAACCGUUAAUGAAAAACCAGUAAGGGUGGAAUCCAGUUUUAUGCUCUGUCCAGCACCUGUCCUACAUAAAAGUGGCCAGACACUAGAAGUUUUGGUGAGUUUGAAUGAAGGACAAUCUUUGAUCUCCAGCUCAUUAACAAUCACUGCUUCGGAAUGUUCGAAUGGCAUAGCUGCCCUUAUUGCCAUUCUUGUGCUGUUACUUUUGGUGGCUAUUGGUCUUUUAUGGUGGUUCUGGCCUCUUUGUUGCAAAGUGGUCAUCAAGGAUCCUCCACCACCACCUCCAGCUCCAAAAGAGGAAGAAGAAGAAGAUCCCUUGCCUAACAAAAAAUGGCCGACAGUGGAUGCUUCCUACUAUGGAGGACGAGGAGUGGGAGGAAUUAAAAGAAUGGAGGUUCGUUGGGGUGAUAAGGGAUCUACAGAAGAAGGUGCUAGGUUAGAAAAAGCCAAAAAUGCUGUGGUGAAACUCCCAGACGAACCAGAAGAGCCCUUUCAAGCGAAACCUCCUAAACCCAAGGCUACCUCACAGGCUGCUCAGGAAAAGUGGUAUACUCCAAUUAAGGGUCGACUUGACGCACUGUGGGCUCUGUUGCGACAGCAGUAUGACAGGGUAUCUUUGAUGCGACCACAGCAAGGAGAUGAGGGCCGAUGUGUUAACUUUACCCGCGUUCAGACUCAGUAAAGGAGGCUAAGAGGAUACGAAGACGAAAAACUUCCACGCUGCCAUUCUCUAAGCAACCGAAGACAACUGAGCACGUUCCCGAAUUUCUUCGAUCAGCUUGAGCGUCUUAGCUCAGAAGAGUUUUCCAUUCCAGUCUUCCACAAGCCAGUGUUAUUGCACCAAGCUCUUGUGUUCUACUACAUCACAACAGUACUCCAUGAUUUGCAACAGUGACAAAAAGAGAAGUGUUGACCUGCAUGCUUAGGCUUUGAUAGAAAAUCCAGUACGCAUGUGUGGGGGGAGAAAAAAAAACGACCAAAGAUCAUUUUGCUUUGUUUUGAUUUUAAAAGGACUGCAAAUUCUCAGGACACAGUGUGCUUGUAGUAGAGAUGCAAAGUCUCUCAGAUGCAACAAUGGCACUUGUUAUUUAAAUAGGGACUAUUAGCCAUAGGCAGAGGGUAAAAAUUCCCACUAGGCUAAGCAAAUGCAAAAGUUCAUUGCCUUACAGCUAUGUCAGAUCACAAAAUCCUUCUGAGUCCCCCAUCGCAUUGUGCCUUACGGGAACCUUCUGACUGGAAAUCUUGUCAUUCUAGCACUGAAAAGUGCACACGCAUGACAAAAUGUAGACAGGGUGCCUCAAGGUAUUGGUAGCAAGCAAGACUUUGCCCUUUAGUUUUUGAAGACACCUUUCUUUCAUUAUGCAUCCAGGACAGGAAGAAAAUUAAUAGAGCGUUAUUCUACAGGAAGACAGCCUGUAACCAGAGAUCUUGAGCAGAGUUUGAGGGACUGAUGCGUCAAGACCUUGACACUGUGGCUGGUGGUUUUUUCUCCUUUCCUGCAUUCAGAGUUCAGUAGCGCAUAAAACAUCAUCAUCUAUAAACAUACCUAGCAGUUCUAGGCUUAUGUAUAUUUUUUUUUUUUAGAUUAAAAAAAAGCAGUAGCCACAAAGCUGGUAUCUCAGGGGUUUUUUCCCCCCCAAAUCUCCAAGGGCUCUUCAGCGUCACAAGCCAGCAACUCUCUUUGCAUGAGAAUUUCAAAGUUUAAUUAAUAUAAUUAAAAGCAACAGCAAGCAGCAGCCUGUGAAGAUUUUGCUCAUCUUUUUUAUGCCUUUUGACAUUGAAUGACCUAUUACUGUAUGCGCAUUACCCGGAUUUCGAGGGGGCACUGUGCAUUGGCUACGAUUCAGCAGUGGAAAAAGACCUCCUUUCAUCAAUUUACAAAUUAAAUUUACAGGAGCGCUGGCCAUCACAAAACAUUGACAAUGUAUGUAUUAUAAUUUUUUAGAAAAACCAGCGUCGUGUCACGUCGCCAGUGCCAAAUUAUGUUAGCGUGAGCGGAAACACUGUGGGGGAGGAAGGAGGCAGCAGCUGAAGAAAAAGGCUCAAAUGAUCCAGUCACUUUCGAUACUGUACUUCAGAUGCAAAAUGGAUAUUCAAGUCGAAACCUGACAAAGCGCGCCUGCUUUGAUGUGAACUGGUAUAGACAAUGACCAGUGGCUGGGUCAGUGGGAUGUCUCUCUGCGAGCAGGGAGGCUUAUCAAAUGACACUAAAAAUAAGUUCAACAACCAUCACGUUUGAGGGGAAAAGGCGAACAUUUCACAUUUGGUGGGCAUGCAUGUGCGCAAGAUGGAAAGAGCGAUGCAAAGCGUCCUGGUCUAAUUAUCCCCUUUGUGCUCUUCAUCGAAAUUGCAAGGGACACAAAUAAUUCUCUUGGUUGAUGUCCAAAUUUGCAGCACUGUCGAAGGAAGCCUUUACAUAUAUCCACUUGCUUACAUCUUUUGCUUGAGUUUAUUUAUGUCACUGUCGUCAUCAUCAUCAUCAGCAGCAGCAGCCAUGUGUGCACAAAGAUUAUAAAUAAAAUUCUUAGAUAA